AUGCUGUCAUUGCUUUACAGUCGAGUACACAGUUUAAAGAGUGUUCCAGCCGCUGAGGUUAAUUAUAAAUAGGAUAAAAAUAACAUAGAAAAGUAUUAUAAUUAACCGUAUCAACAGUUAUUUUAUUUCUAGAGCAUGCACCGCUAUAGUGUUGAUUUUCAGCCUCUCCUCGGCCAUCGUGUGCUGCAUCCUUGCCAAGGCGUGGGGCAAAAAUUGUUCGGUUUACUGACCGACAAUGCCCAGACGUUGAGAGAAUGUUUAGAGAAUCCGUUAAAAAAAUCUCGUUGAUAUGAAAUAAAAGCCACGAUGUUAUUUUCAGAUGAAUUUUGUUCUUUAGAUAGUUAAUGUUAACCUUAGAAAAAUCUGGAAGUAAAUUACUUUGCUGGUUGAUUGAAGUCGAAAGUAACAUGAUCGAACAUCGACAUUAUUGGAUAGUCAUUUCGUAAAGUAAACAAUCCCAGUCCCGUAUUCGAGUCAAGUGGAAGUCUACCCAAUUUGCCAAUUUGUAUUAAAUACCCACAAGUUUGGAAGAUACAAACUUUUAAAAUGGGGAAGAACAAGAGUCAAAACGAAUUUUUCUUCUAUAUGGUGGCAAUGAAACCAGAGGUCGAAAAGCGACUAGGGAAGAAAGUUCCCAUGAAGGAAAUGGCAUCAUUAGUGCAUGCUGAUUGGAAAAAUUUGUCUGAAGCCGAGAAACAACCAUAUAAAGUGAUGAGCAGAGAAGCAAAAGGGAGUGCUGAGAAAAAGGAUUGCUUUGGUGUUCCAUUGAGUGUCUUGCAUAGGAAGGAAGAGGAAAAAAGAAAAAAGGAGGGUGACAUGUUUAAGGACAUUGGAAAUACCAUACAAUUUCAUAGAGAUGGUGGAGCGCUUCAUCAUCACAGGAUCUUUGUUAUUAGUACCAGCGAAUAUUGUAGGACAGAGAUUGGGUCGGUUCCAGCCGAAUUAUCAGUUUUAUGCUUUACUUUUAACAAAGGAAUUGAGAGAGAGCACCAUGUGAUUUUCAAGGCAAACAUACCAGCAUGUUAUGCUUAUACGGCGAGAGAGGAAUCAGAAAGUACACAUUGUUUGCUGGAUGGCAAUGUGGGAGUAACUGAUCUGGAGGAGGUGUUGCAUGGAUUGAUGCAGUUUUUAUUAGAGGACCUUGAUGAACUACCACCUGUAUAUACACUUGAGGAGCUUAGGGGGAUGACAGAAGAAGUUCUGAUUUCUAUUUGUGGAGGUUCAUUGGACUUCAAAGUAUACUCCUUAGACUACUACUUUCAAAGUAUGUAUUCAGCUGCCCUGGAACACAAAAUUCCAAUGUCAAUUGCAACUGACCAGCUGACAAAUUGUGCCCUUGAUUAUCACCCGAGCAUGCCAUGCAAUUGGCAUUCUCUACAUCAGAAGGAUGCAGGAAAGUACUGUACCCUCUCUUGUGCACGUCGAUGGGUUUUUAACAUGUGUGAUCAUAUAAAUAUAACUAAUACUUUUGGCAUUGAGCCAAUAGAGGGAAAGCAUCUGCCGAGAAAAUAUUUCCCAGAGGGAACAUUAAUAGAUGAUCCUCGACCAUUAGUGGGAGAGUGGAAAAGUGUCACACCUCAAGAAAGUUUGUUUGUAAGUUCUAAAUCUUCAGAGAGCUCACUUCUACCACUUGGAAGUUCUUUUCAGCCAAAAAAUCCACAUCCCAGCAGCCUUGCUUCACUUAAGUCACGGGAGCCUGUACACAAGCCGAAUGCAAACAACUGGAGUAAAGUUGUAAGCUCAACUCCUAGUCAUAAGGCAGCCUCAGUGACUUCAGGUUGCUCUUCUACACUUGAUGACACAUCAGAUGAUGAUUUUCCUGCCUUAGGAGCUGGAUAUGCAAAAGGAGAUAGCAAAAGUCAGCAUCGCUUAGGUGUUUUAGGAGGAGCUGGAAGGGGCAUCCUGAGAAAUCCUGAAUAUGAAGUAAAGGAUGCUAAGGGUGAUGAAAGUCAGCCCAGGGUUGCAGCUUUUGGGGGCAUCGGAAGGGGCUUGUUUGCCCAAAUAAAUUCUGACAGAAAGACUGCAGACAAGAAAGGAAUUGGACAUGGCUUAGUUGAUGGAAAGUCUCUCCCAUGUACACCAGGCAACAGAAAAGAAAGGUGGGGUAAUACCUUGGUGGAUUAGAACAUAUUUUAAGUAGUUUUUACAAUCCUGAUUUUCUAAAUAUGUUGUUUGUAUUGUUUUUUUUUUUUUCUUUUUUUUUGCUUUUUACACAAGGAAAUCUUUUAUUUUAACUAUAUGUUUUGUCUAUGUUUAGGUUAUACAUCUUAUAAUGUAGAUAACCCCCUUUUUUUGAACGUUGAUAUAUUUAGUUUUUUACUAUUGUGUAUUUUUUUUUUUUUAUUAAAAUAGUUUAACCUGUCAGUAUUCCCUAGUCACAAAUUGCAUUGUUUCAUGCACUCUACUUUUCAUCCGUUUCCUUUGAUAUUCUAAAAAGUAUUUUGGUUGAGCCCUAUAAGGUUUUGGAGUGUAAUGUUGUGGUUAAACUUAUCGUUAUAAUUAUCUUUCCUUGUUAGGUAUCUAAACAUUGACAGUCCACAAGCAAAGCUUCAUAUGUAUUGGUCAUUCUAUGAGCAAUUUUUCUCAAGUAAAAUUUAGGUAUAACUUAGUUGUUCUUCAGUAAAAAAUAUUUAUAUUCCUUUACGCAGCUUGUGAUUGAUUAACUUGGGAUUGUUUGACCGCCAUAAAAACUAUUCCUUUGCCUAAUACAUGUAAUUUCAAGUGAUUUUUUUUUUAUUUCGUAGUCUACUACUAUAUUAAAUUCUCUUAUAACUUUUUUUCUGGAAGUUAACAAAGGUGAUGUACCUGGAAGUUAACGAAGUGAUGUAAAGUUAUAGUAUUGUAUUUAGAAGCAAACUGCAUAUGUUAAUUGCAUUUUCUUGUAUGUAAAUUUAACGAAGUUCCAACAAUUUAAUUUUAUUACUAUACGGAGGAUUGUUCCAUCAUUUGGUCACAGCAAAAAUAAAGCUAAUAUUAGAAAACUAUGGUAUUGAACCUCAAAUUGACAAAAGGUGCAGAAUAUUGUCAGAAUUAACUGGGAGACCUAGUAUUAGUACAUGACAGAUGGUAUAGUUUGAGAAGGCUUGUAAAAUCAAAGAUGAUUAAAUUGAAAAAUUGAUAGUACAGCAUCCACAAAGGUAAUUAAGUGAAUGUGUAAAAGCAAGGAUUAGGAAUUUAACUUAACUGUUUUUAAGAUGCAGAUCAUAUUCUGAAAACCUAAUAGUAUUCAAAACAUUGAUGAAUUAAAGGGUUAAACAUUUCCUGGGGAUAAACAGGUCUUCACAACAUUUUUUAAGAAUCUUGGUAUACGGGUUUCUUUGUGCUCUCAAAGACCACACUUUUCUAAAUCAAGAAUGCAUCCUGAAAUUGUAAAAGAAUUUCAUCUAGUUUUAGGUACACUGUCAAUGAAAAGAUUUGGGUUGGAAGAAUCCAGUGCUUUAGACCUAUUAACAAUUAUACUUUAAGUAUACUUGGUGUUAACUACAUCCUGGGAUUCAUGUAAAGAGUGGCGGUAUCUGCACGAGUAACAAGCCUGUUUUUUUAAGGCCAGAUUACCUUGUUUAUAUACGAUAAAAAGUAAUGGGCCAAGAACACUAACUUAGAUGUUUGGCCAGUACUUAUCGUAGUUGUGUUCCCUGUAAUUUUUUUUUUAUUUGGGUCUGUGUUGGAUAAACAUCCUUUAUGUUUAAAGGCCUGUCCACACGAUCGGGCCUGAUCGGCGGACUUCCCCUCUAACAGGCUCACUUGACGGGCAAACCGUCAAAUUGCCCGAUGGGUCUUGUAGCAAAAUCACCAUGGUGGUGCCCGAUGGCUUGAGCUUCGACCCUGGCAGACGUACGUGAACCAUAUACAUUUCUUUUACUGAGCCAUUCUUUGCACCAUAUUCUCCUCUUUUUCAUCACGCACAAAGCAAUUAUCAUGCUACACUAUCUUCUUCUUUGCGGUAAGCAACAUGUUUAUCGUACCGCCCUGAACACACUACUGGCAUCGUCGGGCACGCCCACCUCUUCAUCGCCUCACCCGUGUGGACAACAUUCACGGAUAAGUCCGCCAGAAUUUGCCCGCCAACCCUGGAGCACGCCGAUCAGGCCCGGUCGUGUGGACAGGCCUUUAGGCAACAAAACUAGUCUUAUUAUGGCUAGAAAACUUUUGUCCAAGUCUUUUGCUGCUGUUAAGAAGACUAGUACCCUGAAAGAGAAAUGAAGAUACUUGCCUAGCAUGUUUGUGAUGUAUGUCACAUUGGAAUUUUUUCCAGUCUACUUUCUCAGCGCCUUUGAAGGGAAAUCACAUUUAAAGGUAGGAAGACCAUGGCAUAAAAUUCUUGUGCAGUAUAUACAUAUAUUUUAGUACUUUUAUAAACUUUUUGAAAACACCUCAGGAAUAUUUAAAUUUCAUUACACAGAUUCUGGUAUAUAUGUACCCAGUGGAUGUUAAUUUUUAAAUUAACUCUGGAAUGGUUUAAUAUUGUAAAUGUACAUGCAAACUUUGUGCAUGUAUGCUGUACAUCAUUGACUAAACUUUAAUUUUGUAUUUGUAUUCUUUAAUUGGAGUUUACUGUAAAAAUCUUGCAAGCUCAUGAGAGGCAUGUAGUAGUGAAAGCUGUGUAUGUACACUCAAGUUCUAACCACUACCUAUUUUUGGGCCCAGGUUUACAUGAAUCUGUAUAGUUGCUAAUUUUUUUUUUUUCUGGUUCAGUCAACUUUGACCAUUUCUCAUGUGAAUGUUAUCAGUUCACCAUGUCUUGUGGGAAGAAAUUGUCAAGUUUGUCCAGUUCACUAACCAAGUUGUAAUUUCUUAUACUAAACAGUAACGUUACAAGUCUCUUUAUGCAAUGCUACAGUCCUUUGUAAAGUGUAUAUCAGUUGUCACCAACCAUGUUUUCAUGGUAUUUGCCAAGACUGACUUUAAAAUCCACAUUCAGAUUUUUAUUACUAUCUCGGUAUCCCAUCAUUCUCUCUGUUAAACAUACCUUACACGGAACACUGAUUUAUUGAAGGUGAGAGAAUUCAGUAACAGCAGCAGCAUUCUAUGGUGAAGAAACUACAGUACAGAAAAAAUACCGUACAGAAUAAUUGUUAAAGGAAUGGAUGUUUGAAGAUGUAUCUCGGUAUAAACUUGAGGGGGGUUAGAAUAUUAUCAGCAAAGCAGUUGGAUGUGGAGGAAAAUAUUUUACACGAGUUGAGGGCUUGUGCAGUCUCCAACAACAGUUGUAAACAAUGUGGAGGAUAUAUGAUGAGAUUUAAAGAACAUUAAUACAGAAAAUCAUGAAAUGGUCUGUGAUAAAGACAGACUAGAUCAGAUUCCAGGCAGGUGGAAGACUGAAAACUAUUCAAAAUACAUAACCUGAAAUAGUCCAACAAUGAAACUAUAUAAGCUUUGCAAUGAAAUUUCAAACUUAUAGUCUCUACUCAAAUUUCUCCUGCCCAACCACCACUAACUAAAAUAUCUCUUAGUAUCAAUAAUUCUACAAGCAUGAAGUGCUUUCCUCAAUGUCCUUUCAAUAAUUCUACAGUUGUCAAGACACUACUGCAUGUAAAUGGAUUUUCAUUGCCUAUAACAGCAAGCCUGUUGUUUGCAGAUUCGGGUAUAAAUAAAUGUAGUUCUGUACGAAAAUUUUAUUGAACACAGAGUUACUCAACCAAGACAUUAUGUACAUUUAAAGACUCCAAUUUAUAAAAUAAAGUUUUGUACAACUAAAUAAAAUGGCAUGUCAUUA
This is a messenger RNA of Macrobrachium nipponense, 5716 nucleotides long. RefSeq names its product protein maelstrom-like. The record is from RefSeq and is a predicted model, not a curated record. Gene Ontology annotation, biological process: regulation of miRNA-mediated gene silencing; male meiotic nuclear division; spermatogenesis. The transcript has 11 exons. Gene Ontology annotation, molecular function: sequence-specific DNA binding. Gene Ontology annotation, cellular component: P granule; nucleus. NCBI's taxonomy places the organism in Eukaryota, Metazoa, Arthropoda, Malacostraca, Decapoda, Palaemonidae. Bases 547 to 2124 code for a protein of 525 amino acids.